Messenger RNA from Desarmillaria tabescens, 2168 nucleotides. Its product is annotated as inorganic phosphate transporter. The transcript is spliced from 12 exons. Gene Ontology annotation, cellular component: membrane. Gene Ontology annotation, molecular function: phosphate transmembrane transporter activity. The record is from RefSeq and is a predicted model, not a curated record. Gene Ontology annotation, biological process: phosphate ion transport; transmembrane transport. Bases 344 to 1984 code for a protein of 546 amino acids. NCBI's taxonomy places the organism in Eukaryota, Fungi, Basidiomycota, Agaricomycetes, Agaricales, Physalacriaceae.
CGUCUCCUUUGAACUUGGCAGACAAGUAUUGGGCGCUGUGAUUGACCCACUUACCUUCCGACUGCAGUAUGGGUCCUAUGGGUCUAUCCCACGAAUGACUUACUUUGCCAUACAUACAGAUCCGCCUAAUUGCCGUCGAUAUAAAGUUAGAAGGAUGGAUAGCUUUCCAACUAGCAAAGCGCCAUACAAUACUGCGGUGAUCUGAUCAACAACAUGAUUACGUUCUAUGACAGGUGAUUGGUCGAGGCUUACGAACGUGCACACCCUGCCGCACUAGGAUUAGUAGCCAGAUUGACCGAGAGUAUAAGGUAGUUGACUCAAGGUUCCUCUUUCCCAUCGUUUCAUGGCUUCAGAAAAGGCUUCCAGCGACGAGGGGCAUACCCCUGCUCUUGCCCGGCCUGCAUACAUCCUCGAUGAACGUCGACGCGCUGCUCUAGCAGAGGUCGACACCGCCAAGUUCUCAUGGUUUCAUGUGAAGAUAUGCCUUGUUGCUGGGGCUGGUUUUUUCACCGAUGCAUAUGAUAUAUUUGCUAUAAACAUCGGUGCCACCAUGAUUGGAUACGUAUACGGACACAACCAGGCGCUCAGUGCCAAUCAAGACCUUGGCCUCAAAGUCGCCACUCCAGUUGGUACUCUCGUCGGUCAGCUCCUCUUCGGUUGGCUUGCCGAUCUAGUUGGGCGCAAGCGCAUGUAUGGUAUUGAGUUGAUCCUCAUGAUAAUUGCUACGUUCGGACAGACGGUCUCAGGAAGUGGUCAUGCAGUGAAUAUCAUUGGCGUUCUUGUUGUCUGGCGUUUUCUGAUGGGCGUCGGGGUUGGAGGUGAUUACCCUCUGAGCGCGAUCAUUUCCUCGGAGUUCGCCUCUACCAGAAUUCGGGGUCGUAUGAUGAACGCAGUUUUCGCCUUUCAAGGCUGGGGUAACUUUUCUGCGGCUUUGGUGUCUUUGAUUGUCACGUCCGCCUAUAAAAACUCUAUCCUUCACGACACGCCCCCGAACUACAACCACGUCGACUAUAUGUGGCGUCUCCUCAUUGGAAUCGGUUGUGUUCCCGGUGUCAUCGCCCUAUACUUCCGUCUAACUAUCCCUGAGACGCCUCGUUUCACCAUGGAUAUAGAACGCAACAUCCAACAAGCCUCCGCCGACAUCACCACCGUCAUCACCGGAAAGUCUGUCAAAAAGCCAGACUCCGUCAUCCAGCGUGCCGACGCACCCAAAGCCUCCUGGUCAGACUUCAUUGCAUACUUUAGCCAAUGGAAAAAUGGCAAAAUCCUCAUCGGUACUGCUUACUCCUGGUUCGCUCUUGACAUUGCUUUCUACGGCCUUGGUCUCAACUCUAGUAUCAUCCUUGAGGCUAUAGGCUUCGGGACGCCUCUAACAAGUGGUUCGCAAAAGGUCUACGAUAACCUGAACAACAUCUCAGUCGGUAACCUGAUCUUAUCGGCUGCGGGACUCAUCCCAGGGUACUGGGUCUGUUUCCUCUUCAUCGAUUCAUGGGGCCGCAAGCCUAUUCAACUGAUGGGCUUCAUCGUACUUACGAUCCUCUUCAUCAUCAUGGGCUUCGGUUUUGACGCCCUCAAUAAGACCAAGUCUUCACAAGGCGCCUUCGUCUUCCUCUACUGCCUCACCAACUUCUUCCAGAACUUUGGGCCGAACACGACCACGUUCAUCGUACCUGGUGAGGCGUUCCCGACUCGCUAUCGGUCGACUGCGCACGGGAUAUCUGCUGCGAGCGGGAAACUCGGGGCUAUUAUCGCCCAAGUAGGGUUUGCUCGGCUGAAGGAUAUCGGUGGACCUAACAAGUUUGUGAAGCACAUCCUCGAAAUAUUUGCGCUGUUCAUGCUGACGGGGAUCUUCUCGACCCUGCUCAUUCCUGAGACAAAGAAUAAGACUCUUGAAGAGCUGUCGAAUGAAGAUCAAGAAGGCUUCGUUCGGGGGGCCGGUCGUCUCGAAGUCGACGACGAUGGUUUGGUAAAAGCAGUGUCAUAAGGACGGUGCGAUUAUAAUGCCGUAUGAUUUCCAUUUUGUUAUGAUUACGACCAACAUCCUGGCAUGUGUACUUGUUCAAUGAAAUCUAUAUUCAGAUUUAUGAGGAAUUGAUCCAAUGCCCCGUAUGUAACUCUGUGAUUCAAUUAAAGCGAGAGCAGUUGAUGGUGAGCUGGUAUCACGGGUG